CCUCAAGUAAUAAUAACACACAAAGUCGAUCACAAUUAAACUUAACAUUUAAUCACAUUUUCAUAGUUCAAAUGGCGAUAUUAUCUAAGGGUAUUUCUUACAGUCGUUUAUUUUUGAGAAACCUUCACUCGAAAAAUGUCUCGACAUCUUCUCAUAUACCAAAAACCUUUAAAGACGACACGAUGCGUUUUCUUAAGACAUCUAGCUCAAGGACCACGUUCCAAGCACGACGGGGAUUUUGUGAUCGAAGUGGCAAUCAAGAAUCGCCUGAUUCUCAACCACCAUCUUCUCCACCUUCUCAUUUGAGCAGUCAUUGGGGAAAAUGGACAACUGGAAUUGGGCUGACUAUGAUAAUACCCUUUCUACAAUUUAAAGAAGAUGUAGAUUUGGUCAUUGAGACGGCUGAGGAAAUAAUAGAUGUUAUAGAAGUGGUGGCUGAAGCGGUGGACACGGUGGCUGAGAAGAUCGCCAACGAUCUUCCUGAGGGGAAUAAGAUCAAAACCAACAUGUUGUUAGUUGAAGAAGUGGCAGAGAAAAUCGCCGGAAAAGCUGAAAAAGUUAUAGAAAUCAUCGAUGAGGUUCAAGCAGCGGAGCAAAAGUUGAAUCCAGUUAUCAAACCAGUGAAAGAAUUAACCCAAGCGGCUCCUUCGGAAACAAGUUGAUUCAUACUUCUUAGGAUGCUCUCAAGUUAAUAAAAUAUAUAUAACUUUUUCGUGUUAAUUAAUAAUAAAUCAAGUUAGGUGUAUUCAAAAUAUUUGUAUAUGUAAAUGUGUAAAUAAUUGUAUUAAAAAGAAGUUGAAGCAUCAUG
This is a messenger RNA of Erigeron canadensis, 808 nucleotides long. RefSeq lists its product as uncharacterized. The transcript is spliced from 4 exons. The coding region runs from base 72 to 662 and encodes 196 amino acids. The record is from RefSeq and is a predicted model, not a curated record. NCBI's taxonomy places the organism in Eukaryota, Viridiplantae, Streptophyta, Magnoliopsida, Asterales, Asteraceae.